Prionailurus viverrinus (fishing cat) is the source of this 4396-nucleotide messenger RNA. RefSeq names its product zinc finger protein 677-like. The coding region runs from base 719 to 3010 and encodes 763 amino acids. The transcript is spliced from 5 exons. The record is from RefSeq and is a predicted model, not a curated record. Lineage: Eukaryota; Metazoa; Chordata; Mammalia; Carnivora; Felidae. Gene Ontology annotation, molecular function: RNA polymerase II cis-regulatory region sequence-specific DNA binding; DNA-binding transcription factor activity. Gene Ontology annotation, biological process: regulation of transcription by RNA polymerase II.
AACCAAAGUCAGGCUUAACCUACUGAGCCACACAGGCGCCCCCCGCCCCCCAGAACAGUUGUGCGUGUCGCAUUCUAGCGUCCAUCACCGACACUGACCACCCCGGCUUUUACUUCAUUAAACAAGGAGCUGUCACUAUGCGGGUCUCAGUCGACCCACGAGGACCCCGGGCGCCAGGUCCCCACACUGCUCCGCCUCCCCCCUAGAGCGCAUGUCCACCGCUCUCUAAAGACUUUUCUCUCACCCCAACCCGCCCCGCCCUCCAAAAAUUGCUUCCCCGGGCACCGGGCGCAACUUGUGAAAUACCGCCGCUCCCAAUAGAAGCGGCCCACCCUUCCCUGAGGUUGCACCCAGCCUGGCUCGAAACGACACCAGCGGGAUCGGACGGAAUCCAAAAGCGGAACCCGAAACCGGGCGGCCGGAAGAGAAAACAGACCCGCAGACGCUAGGAGGAGAGUGGUGCGCUGGACCCGCCCCACCGGAUGUGUCCUGGACACGCCCCGGCACCGCCCCGCGACGCACGCGCGUGCGCCAUUUUCUGCAGCCCCGGAAGCUGAUCCAGCAGGGCAACGUGCGCUGUGGGUUGGGUGAGUCUCCAUUUUUCUGGUUCGCACCGGCGGUUGCGCUGCUCAGUGCCCGGCUCCACCCCAGGUUCCGGGGUCGCCUGUAUAACCUUACUUGAGAAAGAAGACCAGAAGAAGGGGGGAAAAAAGAAGGAAUGGCUCUUUUCCAGGGACGGUUGACCUUCAGGGAUGUGGCCAUAGAUUUCUCUCAGGAGGAAUGGGAGUGCCUGGACCCCGCUCAGAGGGCUUUGUACAAGGAUGUGAUGUUGGAGAACUACAGGAACCUGGUCUCCGUGGGUGAGGAUAACUUGCCUCCAGAAGUCGGUCCUGCUUUUAAUUUACACCACAAUCAUAUUCCGAUAGAUGUGCAAGCACAAGCACUGUCCCCACAUGGAAGCCUUUCUCCUGGAUUUGCACUCAAGGAAUUGUCACCAGUAGAGGACAUUUAUAAAGAAGUAUUAUACCACUUAGUGAUAUUGGAGAGAAAUGAAAGCCAUGGCAUCAAGAAUUUUGAUCUCAAGGAAGUCUGGGAAAAUAGGCAUGAGUUUGAAAAUCGGUGGGGAGAUGAUGCAAGAAAUUACAAAGAAGUGCCUUUGACCCAUAACAAAAAUCUCACUUGUAGGAAAGAUCAGCCACUUAAUCAGCCCUCAGUCACUCUUCCUGAAAAGCAGAGUGUUUCUGUGAGAAAAAAUACCUACCAGUAUGUCAUGAAUAAUGAACCAUUCAUCAGGACUUUGUUACAACAGGACAGUAACGUAAGUGGUUCUGGAAACCAGUAUAUAAACUGCUUGGAAAAUAGAAUGGGAUUAAGUUUGCAGGCACACCUGGGUGAACUCCAGAGAUUUGACAGUGAGGAGGAAAUGUAUGAAUGUAGUAAUCCAAUUGAGAAGUCUGUCAGCAAUGGUUCCUCAGUCUCACCACUUGAAAGAAUUCCUCCCAGGACCCAAAACAUUUGGAAUAAAUCUAGGAAGAUUUAUCAUUUGUUACCUGCCCAAGCCAGGAGAGGAUACACCAGAGGAAAAUCUUAUAAAUGUAAUGAAUGUGGGAAGGAUUUUAGCAAGAGCUCAAACCUCAUGAAUCAUGAGGGUAUUCUUUCUGCACAGAGACUUUACAAAUGUAAUACAUGUAGCAAAGCGUUUGUUGAGUGUUCAAGCCUUACUCAAGAUAAGAAAAUCCAUACCGGUGAGAAACCUUACAAAGGUAAUGAGUGUGCCAAAGCGUUUACCCAAUUUGGCAACCUUAGUAGUCAUCAGAAAAUACAUGCUGGGGAGAACCAGCACAAAUGUAACGUGUGUAACAAGGCUUUUAUCCAAAGGUCAAGACUUAAGGCACAUCAGGUAAUUCAUACAGGAGAAAAACAUUAUAAAUGUACUAAAUGUGAUAAGGCUUUUAUCAAACAUUCAGCACGUUUGCGUCAUGAGAGAACUCAUACCGGUGAGAAACGUUACAAAUGUAUUGAUUGUGGCAAGGCCUUUUUGAGGAGUUCACACCUUACUCAGCAUAAGAGAAUCCAUACUGGAGAGAAACCUUACAAGUGUAAUGAAUGUGGCAGGGCUUUUAACCAAUUUUCACACCUUUGGUGUCAUGAGAAAAUUCAUACUGGCGACAAACCUUACAAAUGUAAUGAGUGUGGCAAAGCCUUUACCCAGGCUUCAAGACUCACUAAACAUCAGAGAGUCCAUACAGGACAGAAACCAUAUAAAUGUAAUGAAUGUGGUAGGGCUUUUAUCCAAUCUUCACACCUUAGGCGUCAUGAGAAAAUUCAUACUGGUGACAAACCUUACAUAUGUCAUGAGUGUGGCAAAGCCUUUACCCAGCGUGCAAAACUCACUACACAUCAGAGAGUCCAUACAGGAGAGAAAGUGUACAAGUGUUUCGUAAGUGGCAAAUCCUAUAGUCAAAAUUCAAACCUGGCAAAUCAUCAGAGAAUGCAUACUGGAGAGAAACCUUACAAAUGUAAAGAGUGUGGCAAAUCAUUUACACAAUUUGGAAAUCUCACUAUGCAUCAGAAAAUACACACUGGGGAAAAACCACACAAAUGUAAUGUGUGUGACAAGGCUUUUAUCCAAAGGUCAUACCUUGUGGCACAUCAGAGAAUUCACACAGGAGAAAGACCUUAUAGAUGUAAGAAAUGUAGUAAGGCUUUUGUCAACCAUUCAGAGCUUUUGCGUCAUGAGAGAACUCAUACUGGUGAGAAACCUUACAAAUGUAUUGACUGUGGCAAGGCCUUUUGGAGGAGUUCACAUCUUAUUCAGCAUAAGAGAAUCCAUACUGGUGAGAAACCUUACAAGUGUAAUGAAUGUGGGAGGGCUUUUAACCAAUUUUCACACCUUUGGUGUCAUAAGAGAAUUCAUACUGGCGACAAACCUUACAAAUGCAAUGAGUGUGGCAAAGCGUUUACCCGACUUGGAAAACUUACUAAUCAUCAGAAAAUACACACUGGCUAGCAACCACCCAAAUGUGAUGUGUGUGACAAGGCUUUUAUCCAAAUGUCAGGCCUUUGGCACCUCAGAGAAUCCGUACAGGAGAAAAACCUUGUAAAUGUACUAAAUGUGAUAAAGCUUUUAGCACACGUUGAGACCUUUGUAGUCAUGAGAGUACUUCUACUGGAGAGAAACUUUACAGAUGUAGUGAGUGUGGCAAAACCUUUGCUGAGCGCUCACAUGUUAACAGAAAAAUCCAUACUAGAGAGAAACCUUAACAGAUGUAAUGAGUGUGGCAAAGCGUUUACCCAAUUUGGAAACCUUACUGGGCCUCAGAAAAUACACACUGGGCAGAAACCACACAAAUGUAAUGUGUAUAACAAGGCUUUUAUCCAUUGUUCAAGUCUUAUGGCACAUCAGAGAAUUCAUACAGCAGAAAAACCUUACAAAUGUAAUAUGUGUAAUGAGGCUCUUAUCAAACAUUCUCACCUUUGGUGUCAUGAGAGAUCUCAUACUAGAGAGAAACUGUACAAAUGUAUUUAGUGUGGAAAAGCCUUUAUGGAGCAUUCACAUCUUACUCAAUGUGAACCUAAUAUGUGUGGCAGUGCUUUUAUUCAAAGCUCAAGCUUUGGGGAGCAUCAAAGAAUUCAUAGGAGAAAAAAACAAAUGAGCAAGGGUUCAACACUUGCUCAGCAUCAGAGAUUCCAUCAUGGAGAGGAACCAUAUGGAACUAACAUAAGGGGGAAAUCUUGUAACCAGGGUUCACAACUCACCUGAUAGGAGAAUAGAAGCCUCUGAAAGGAAGAACACUGAAGGAAUGUAUGGCAGGGCUUAUCCAAAGCUUAUUUUAAGUUGUGGAAUGUAAUUUCUACUAGAGAGAAAAACCUUACAAAUAAAAUAGGUGUGAUCUGGGUUAUAAAAAAUGUACAAAUUGGGGAGAGGAUAAAAAUAGGUCAAUGGAGUUAGGAGGUACAGACUUCCAGUGAUAAGAAAACAAAAUGUACAACUUUGUGCUUUGUGGUCUAGAAAGAAUUCACAUAACACGGAAACCAUAUAAAUGUGUCAAUGUCUUUACCUCAGGAAAUACUGAAGAAUUCAUGCUGGACAGGAACAUUAACGUAUAAUGAAGGCGGUGAUUUGUUUAGCCAGUUCUUCAAUGGACUACAAUUUAAACCUUCACACUAGGGAGAAGUAGGUCUAUUUUGAGGAUUAACCAAUCUUAGGUGUUAAGUUCCACAGAAAAUUAAAAUUAUUUAAAACUCAUGAGAUGGUGUGUCAAUGGUACAAGUAUAUCUGUGGAAAGACCUAAUCAUCUUCUGUUCAAAUAUUUUAUAAAGAUUUUAUUUUCUGUGCACACAACAUGGGGCUCAAACUCACAACCCCCAGAGCAAGAGUCACAUGCUCUUUUGG